Messenger RNA from Babesia ovata, 4359 nucleotides. RefSeq lists its product as uncharacterized. Bases 1 to 4359 code for a protein of 1452 amino acids. The transcript has 3 exons. Gene Ontology annotation, molecular function: DNA binding; transcription factor binding. The record is from RefSeq and is a predicted model, not a curated record. Lineage: Eukaryota; Apicomplexa; Aconoidasida; Piroplasmida; Babesiidae. Gene Ontology annotation, cellular component: nucleolus. Gene Ontology annotation, biological process: regulation of DNA-templated transcription.
AUGACUUCGUUCAACCAGAAACUAUUUCUACAAUGUUUCGACCAGCUCGCCGAUGUCGAUUCUCUGCGUCGCAAUCAGGCGGUGGAUCGGCUCCUGACAUACCUGGCGUUGCCACCAAGCGCCUCCGAAUCUGAUGAUAACCAUUCUAAAAGCGAUGCAGGCUCCAAAUCAGCCGCAAAGCCUAAAGCCAUGAACCCCCUGUCGGCGCAACGCAACUACAGGUUUAGGUUCACUGUGAAUGACCACAACAUUCUGCAAUACACAGUGGAUCGACUGUUGCGCGGCCUCACAGCUGACCGUAAGGGUUCACGCCAGGGAUUCACAGUGGCGCUACUCUCCGUAUUGUCACUUCACGGCGACAACAUUAAGUGGCAGACAAUUUUGCAGGCGGCACUGGAGUACACCUCGCUAAAGGACGUAUCAUCUUCUGAGGUGAAGGACGUCUUGUGUGGGCGAUUAAUUGCGUUUUUCAUCAUACAGAAAAGUGGAUUUUUCUCUACCCAGCAAGCAUCAGAUGAAUUGGAAAGAGUAAUUCUAAGCAUAUGGGAGGUUUAUGAUGACAAGACAUAUUUUCAGGAUGCAGCCUGUGUGCUCCUAUUUCUGAUAUGCAGAGAUGUGUUCAGGGCUACCCAAGAUGUGGAAUUGACGCUCCGUCACAUAGCUACCAGGCUAUCGGUUGUAUUUGAUCCAAGUUUUGUUGAUGCAGUUUUGAAGAAUGAUAUCGGUGGAGGUCAAGAGAAGGGAAAGAAAGACAGUAAAGCCAAUGUAGUUGCGAUUGGCAAAUCCAUUCCUGGCGUACUUCCGUGCGAUCUCUUGGGGUUAUAUCUGCGGAUGUACGGCUACAUUGCAUCUGUUGAUAAGGAUUUGCUGAAUGGAACUGUUCUGAGCAAAUAUCCUCUAGAUGAGGAGCAUUUUUCCCUGGUCUUGCGAUAUGUAUCCUGCACGCCCCGUAACCACCCAGUCAUUGGUUCAUUCUUUGACACGCUGUUAAAUGCCAUAAUGGCGAGUGAGCAUAAUGAAGCUAGGUUGCUGCAAUUGUGGAAUUCCAUCAACAUGACAAUGCUGAACGCCCAGGGAGGCAGCAGCCCUCAGCGGACAUUCACUGCGCUUAGGCUCCUGGCACUGAUAAUCCUCAAAAUUCGACGCUCGCCAACAUUGAUACACGCCCUCUUAACGUCGUGCGAUGAUAUAUAUAGGACUCUGUCCUACUAUCAUAAAGCCGGCAAGAAAGAUCCAAUUAAAGACAUCGCAUCGUACGUGCUGCGACUCCUCGUCAGCAUAUUACAAGGAGACGUUAAGUUCGCGAUGUCGAAUAAGGUGGAAGGUACUGCGAAUCCGAUUAUUAACGAUUUUAUGGUGUUUACGGGCAUGGAUUGCCUUUUCGAGGAUGCAUCCAUCGACGUAAAAAGUCUCGAGGAACCACAGCCCAACGCCACUUCGGCUUCCCAAAAUGCAGCAACAAAAAAAUCCAGCAAAGUAAAAAAAGCAAAUGCUGGUGAAUCUAAAAAUGAGUCCACGGUUUCUUUGAGUGAUGCGGCCGCGCCUAAGCUUCCAGCAGGCGCAGUGGUGGAUUGCCUGCACAAGAUUGCAAAUACUGUCGAUUUCUCUGCUUCCUCACUCACAGCAUUCCAAAGUCUAUUCGCCGCCUUAAUACGUUCCAGUGCAGAUGUAGUUGCGACAUAUAAGCAGCUGGAAUCGUCUGCUGUAAAUAUUGAUAUUGGAUCCAAUGCGAAGCAUUUCUAUUGGUUAUUGAGUAUGCUUCAGCAAUGCGUUUGGGCAGCUCCCAAGGAUACACGUAUUGAAUUGUUGAAGCGAUACAUCACCAGCAAUGCAUUAUGCGCCUCUAUGUCGGAUGCUUCCUCAUCUGGCUUACAAUUUUCCAUGGCGCGUAUCUUGCUUGAUGACGAUGAGUUCAGGGUUGUUGUGUCAGGAAAGAAUUUGGAAGGUGGCAAGGAUGAUGCGAUUUUACCAGAUGGUACCGCCAACACGUUACAAUUGCUUUCGAAGCACAUGCUAAAUUCGUUCCUGGCUACAUUGUCUAAGACCAUACAAGCCUUGCCAAACAGUAAAAACGAACAUAUGAAAGGCUCCCAUCCAAUUGUUCCCGAAAUCACAAAUACUUCGAAGCUCAUUCGCAAAGUUUACAGUUUGGUGGAACUAGUGUAUAGUCGCGAAGACUAUACCGUGAUGAAGCCAAAAUCAGAGGGCGAACUGCCACUGGUUGAAGUCAAAGUAUCGCGAAAAGAAAAACAUUCUAAGCGGAAGGUUCAUUUCAAAGAUGAAGAUGGGGAUGACAAAAAUCUACGACAUAUUUCCAAUAGGUUAAUAGAAUGCAGUUUGAAACUUGAAGAGGGCACAGAGGACCACAGGUUGGGUGUCAUAUCUCUAUACUACUCCACUCUGGCACUAUUGCUUAUAGUAUUGCAUUAUAGACCUUUGCAUAUAGCGAGACUCUCUCACGGUACUGCACAAGCCGAUGAAGCUAAGCCUCUAUUUUCUGAGGAUAACAUCGAUGUUGUUAUGUCCUUCUCGAAAUUGUGCGAGAAGGCUGCUUUAUCUGGAAAAAUUUCGUUUGACUCCAUUCUCCCUGCUUUAUUGUCAAAAACACUAAUUGAUACGAUUGUUUGUGAGGACAAUUCCACGGUGUUUGGGCUGCUGCAUACUAUCUCGAGGGGAAUCUGGAGUAUGUCGAAGAAUCAUGUCAGUGAAGAUUUGCGCGACUUGCUGCUGCGGAAUUCAAUACUCAAUACAGAUGCGCAAGAUCCGGAGGAAACUGAUGAUGAGACCGAUUCUGAGGACGAAUCCAGCGAAUCAGAAUCGGUGACUGAUAAUGAAGCGUCAAACGGCAUGGAUGUGGAUCUAGAAACUGAGAAAGAUGAAGGUAGUGAGGAUGAUGAUGAAUCGGAUAGUGAAGAGGAGGGGGAGGACGAUGAGGAUGAUAAUGAUGAUGGAUCGGAUAGUGAAAGUGAAGACCAAGAUGAAGACAGUCGAGACGAAAGUAAUGCCGAGGACGAUGAACAGCAUCCUAAUCAACCUCCUUCUAAGAAGGUAAAGCGCGAAAGCAAGGAGGAUGAGUCAGAUGAUGAAUCUGACAUUGAGCUGUCCACCGCAGAAGCUAUCGACGAAUUGCUAAAGGAAGAAAGCGGGAAUCUUGAAGUCCUACGUAUGGAGCGUAUGAAGAUGCACUCAUCAUUCCUUUUGUCCCCUGAAUCACUAAAACCCAAAAUUCGCAAUCUCGAGAUGCUGCAGUCGUGCAUAUCCGAAUGCUCGUUAGACCCAUGGUACCUUGAUGCAAUUAACCAGAUGUUCUCUUCAUAUCAAACAGCAGUGCGCGCUCAUGCAGGUGGCAGUGUGGAUCAGAGGAGUCAAGUAGCUUUGUCCGAAUACAUUAGCAAGCUGACGAAGGUUCUUGGCCACGCAUUGCAGCAGUUCACAAAGCCCGUUGCUAACCAAAAGUCUGGCGAAUCUGGUAAGCAAAAUGAAUCCGAUGCUCCCAAUGCAAAAGCGAAGUUUUCUGAUCCGAAGGGCAUGCUGGAAUCGCUGUUAGACCUAGCGCUACAAAGUGUCAAUAGCCAACGAGCGGAGAAGGCUUCCAAGACUUGCCGUACUCUAGCGGUUGCGGCCUUAGUGUUCGCUAUACAAGUGGAAUCUAUGAUCAGUGAUGGAGCAUCAGUGCAAACGACGAUGGUUAUAUUGGUUGCACUGUUGUCGCUCUGCAUGUUUAAGAACUCCCGAUUGAGUACAAGUCUUUUCGUGCAGCUUUGCAAUCGCCAUCCAGCGGCAUUCGCAAGCUUGAACAUGGUUAAUAUUGCUCUGGAAUCUAAGGUAGAGUUCGUACAGUCUGAAGUGCUGUCGGUCUGCGCUAGUGCUGUGAGUGCAAUCACCGCAAGCAACGUCAAACCUAAGCGACUGUGCCGCCGAAAGUGCGGAAAAAUCCUGGCACAAAUAGAAUCUGAGGGAGAAUGGUUAUUACAUGGUGCGCCGUUUGACAAGCCUAGGAUUUUAUCCUUCGUAACUGAUAACCUGGUUGGAAAUGUGCUCAAAUCCUUGCCUGACCUGUUCACCCGCAUGAAAGAAAAAACUGAUGCUUCUACGGUCGAUACCGAACCACAGGAAUCUGGCAAACGGAAGAUGAAGACAAGGUCAAUUUCUCCGCAGCUUGCAGCGUCAGCUGGGCGGCUUGUAACCGUUGUUGUUCGGCCAGGUGGCAUUAAGCCUGAGAACAAGACAGCUUUGCAGAAUGUUAAGACCUCCAUGAAAAGUCUCUUGGAAACUCUACGCGCAUGUCACGUUAAGGAGAAGCAGCUCCAACCGCUAAGUUAUGCCCUAUCGCAGCUUUGCGCUCGAUUGGGGGAGUAA